This is a messenger RNA of Ipomoea nil (Japanese morning glory), 1698 nucleotides long. RefSeq lists its product as uncharacterized. Bases 1 to 1698 code for a protein of 565 amino acids. The record is from RefSeq and is a predicted model, not a curated record. Gene Ontology annotation, molecular function: RNA-DNA hybrid ribonuclease activity; nucleic acid binding. Lineage: Eukaryota; Viridiplantae; Streptophyta; Magnoliopsida; Solanales; Convolvulaceae. The transcript is spliced from 2 exons.
AUGCGGCUGAGCCAGUUCGACAUCCAGUUCAAGCCCCGACCCGCCAUCAAGGGGCAGGCGCUGGCUGACUUUAUAGUCGAGUGCACUGCCCGGGAGGCAACGGAGCGGGUCAGGGACGAAGACGAGGAGUGGUGGACCCUCUCAACGGACGGGUCCUCCAGCACCAAAAGCUGCGGGGGUGGAGUCGUCCUCAUAACACCGGAGGGGUUUCGGGCCUACUACGCCCUCCGCUUCGCGUUCAAAUUAUCCAACAACGAGGCCGAGUAUGAAGCACUCCUGGGAGGGCUCCGCCUCGCACUAAAUAUGAGGGUGGAGAAGCUCAAAAUCCGAUGUGACUCUAGACUCGUGGUGGGACAGGUCACAGGUGAAUUUGAAGCAAGUGAUGAAAGAAUGAGGAGGUACCGGGACGUGGUGCUCCAGCUACUGGGGCAGCUGAUCAAUUAUGAGGUCCUACAGGUACCCCGAGACCAGAACACAGAUGCUGACAUGUUAUCCAAGCUCGCCCAAGAGGCCCCGGAACAUAUCUCAAAAAUAGCCCGAAUUGAAGAUUUCAAGAGGUCGAGCCUGGACGCCUACCCGGUCCUACCCGUGCAAAUCCGACCUCCCUGCUGGUUGGACCACCUCAAGGAGUACAAGAAGACAGGCACGCUACCUCCCGACGAGGUUGACGCCAGGCUGGUGAAACGGCGAGCCCCCACGUACGUGGUCAUGGGGGACACACUCUACAAGAGGUCCUAUAACGGCGCCUUGCUGCGCUGCUUAUACCCAGACGAAGCCAGGUCAGUCAUGGAAGAAAUCCACGAAUGGACCUGUUCAGCCCACCAGGGGUACUUUUGGCCCAAAAAUGGCCAAGGAGUGGGGAGUGGACCUAGUGGAAGCUCUGCCCAUGGGGUCGGGAAAAAGGAAGUACCUCAUAGUAGCAGUGGACUACUUCACCAAGUGGGUAGAGGCGGAACCGCUGGCAACCAUAACAAGUGCCCGUUGCAAGCACUUUGUGUACGAAAAUAUUUUGUGCCGUUUUGGGGUCUCGAUGCAACUCAUCACCGACAACGGACGCCAAUUCAAGGGCAAGAGUUCGAGGGGUUCUGUGCAGAAUGGCACAUUACUCACAGCCGGGUAGCAGUGUGCUACCCUCAAGCAAAUGGCCAGGUGGAAAAUGCCAACCGCACCAUUGUGGGCGGCCUGAAAAAGAAACUGGAAUCCGCGGGGGGAGCGUGGGUGGAGGAGCUCGACGCCAUUCUUUGGGCCUACCGCACCACCCCCCGGAGGGCUACUGGGGAGACACCUUUUUCCUUAGCCUACGGUUUCGAAGCCCGAGCUCCAGCGGAGGUAGUCAUACCUUCCCGGUGGGAGGAGGACUACGACCCUGACACGAACGAGGAGCACCAUAGAAUUGACCUCCACAUGAUUGAUGACAGGCGCGAAGCAGCCGCAAUUCGAGCUGAAAACUACCAGAGGCAGACCAAGGCAUACCACGAUAAGCGGGUCCGACCCCGCUAUUUCCAAGUAGGUGACUACGUGCUCAGGAGAAGGGAGGCGAGCCAGCCCCAAGCCGGAGGGAAGUUUGCCCCUAAUUGGGAGGGCCCGUACAUUAUAGCAGCCGUGGUUCGCCCGGGCAGCUACAAGCUCAAAACUCCCAAAGGAAAGAUGAUAGCCAGGGUCUGGAACUCAGAGCACCUGCUGAAAUUUUACCAGUAG